AAUUCUUACUAAUAUAUACAUAUUUGUUCAAUUAAAAUCGUAUAAAUUUAUAUAUCUAUAUAUUGUACUGUAAUAAUCAAUCAAUCUAUCUAUAACUAUCUUCUGGUAUUUGUAAUUAGCAAAAAGAGGAACCAUGAGUGACCAACAAGAUUCCGUAAUGAAUCCAGAGCUUAUUAUCAAUCACAAAUUCCCACAGACGACACACACCUAUAGUGAAAGAGAUGUUGCACUAUAUGCCCUCGGGAUUGGAGCAUGUGCCAAAGAUGCAUUAGAUGAGAAGGAGCUCAAAUAUCUGUAUCAUGAAGAUGGGCAACAAUCUAUCCAGGUGUUUCCAACGUUUGCUGCUUUAUUUACCAUGGGGCUAAUGUCUAAAAUUGGGGAGUUGCCAGGAUUUAUGUAUGAUCCACGCCUUCUUUUACAUGGGCAACAGUAUAUUGAGAUUUAUAAGCCUUUACCUUCUAAUUGUGUGCUUCUGAACAAGGCGAGCAUUGUUGGAUUGCAUGAUAAAGGCAAGGCUACAAUUCUUGAGAUUGAAGUUUUGAGUUAUGUAAAAGAGACUGGUGAACCACUAUGCAUGAACAGAACAACGGUUUAUUUGAGGGGUGCUGGUGGCUUCUCAAAAUCAUCUCAACCAUAUUCAUUUUCCAAGUAUCCGAGGGAUCAGACAACUUCAAAAACUCCAAAGACUCAACCAUUUGUAGUACAUGAGGAAUGUACUCAGCCACCACAGGCACUGCUAUACAGGCUUUCUGGUGAUUACAACCCUUUGCAUUCAGAUCCUAAGAUUGCAGAAGUUGCAGGGUUUUCACGUCCGAUACUUCACGGGCUGUGCACCCUAGGCUUUGCUGUUAGGGCUAUCGUCAAAACUAUCUGCAAUGGAGAUGCAAAUCUUGUUAAAGCCAUUUCGGGCAGAUUUCUGUUGCAUGUUUAUCCUGGUGAAACAUUAGUCACUGAAAUGUGGCUUGAAGGCUCCAGAGUUUUAUUUCAGACAAAGGUUAAAGAAAGAAAUAGAGCAGUGCUUGCUGGAUUUGUGGACCUCAAUCGUUCAAGAUUAUCAUCUCUGUGAGUUCUUGCGAAGAAAGUACUUCCAUUAGCUGCUUUUAAAACAUACAAAGUAUAGAUGUUUGACAAUCUUGUAUUAUGCGGUGCAUGUGUUGUUAUUAUGUAGACAAUUGGUUGUGUACAAACAUAAUAAUGAAUCUUUAGUGAUCUGUGAUCAUUGAGGAUGUAAAAGUUAUAUAAGAUAUGAUUCUGUGGACA
This is a messenger RNA of Erigeron canadensis, 1260 nucleotides long. RefSeq names its product enoyl-CoA hydratase 2, peroxisomal. Bases 134 to 1066 code for a protein of 310 amino acids. The record is from RefSeq and is a predicted model, not a curated record. Gene Ontology annotation, cellular component: peroxisome. The transcript has 11 exons. Lineage: Eukaryota; Viridiplantae; Streptophyta; Magnoliopsida; Asterales; Asteraceae.